Messenger RNA from Cornus florida, 1876 nucleotides. RefSeq names its product transcription factor RAX3. The record is from RefSeq and is a predicted model, not a curated record. The transcript has 3 exons. Bases 631 to 1677 code for a protein of 348 amino acids. Lineage: Eukaryota; Viridiplantae; Streptophyta; Magnoliopsida; Cornales; Cornaceae.
AAAUAAUUGAACCAAUUAAAAUGUCAAUCUAUUACUUUUUGUAAUAUUACCACUCUAACCUUCUUGAAUGGCACUAUUAUAGAUUCACUUAGGAUAAAUUUAAUAAUUCAUUCUUUACCAAUAUAAUAAAAAUAAAAAUAAAAAUAAAUAAAUAAAUCAUGGACAAGUUAAUUCCAAGGUACAUUUAUUGUGGGAGGGAGGGACUAUAUCUUGUAACGUGUCAUACAUUGGUCUUAGUGUGUGUGUGUGUGUGUGUGUGUGGGAGAGAGAGAGAGAGAGAGGAGGAGGACGAGGAGGAGGAUGGUGAAUUGUAUGACAUAGAUUCUGAGCUAAGAAAGACAAUAAGAAAACACUUGGUCUCCUGUUCUGGCAUUUCAAUUUUCUUCAAUAUUCUAUACAUAAAGGUUCAUCUUUUUCCCAUUCCCCUUUUUGAAAUCCGGUGACCGUUCCAUGUCUUUCCUUCUCCAGCUAUUAUAGUCUCUCUCUCUCUCGCUCUCUCUCUCUCUCUCUCUCUCUCUCUCUCUCUCUCUCUCAUACAUGAUACAUGUAUAUAUAUAAUACUCCUAUAUAAUCAUCAGCAAGUGACAAUAAAGAGAAACCAAACCCAAUUAGCCUCACAACACAGAAAACAUGGGAAGAGCUCCUUGCUGUGACAAAGCCAAUGUCAAGAGAGGCCCAUGGUCACCAGAGGAAGAUGCCAAACUCAAGACUUACAUCGAACAGCACGGCACUGGUGGCAACUGGAUAGCCUUACCACAGAAAAUAGGCCUCAAGAGAUGCGGGAAGAGUUGUCGCCUUAGAUGGUUGAAUUAUCUUCGUCCAAACAUCAAGCAUGGAGGGUUCUCAGAGGAAGAAGAUAACAUAAUUUGCAACUUAUAUAUAAGUAUUGGAAGCAGGUGGUCUAUUAUCGCGGCGCAAUUACCAGGAAGAACUGAUAAUGAUAUCAAGAAUUAUUGGAACACAAGGCUGAAGAAAAAGCUUCUAGGCAAACAAAGAAAGGAACAACAGGCUAGGAGAUCAAGUUGCUUCAAGCAAGAGAUGAAGAGAGAGAGUGACACUUUCAUGGCUUCUGAGGCCAUGAAUCAAGUCCUUUUUUGGCCACAGCUACCUCAUGUUGCCAUACCAAUAGCUAAUCAACACCAAAUAGAUCAGCCUCAUCCUAGUCAUGACCAAGCAUCUAUUAAGAAAUUAUUUGGCAGAAGAUUUUCCGAUGAUCAACACCACAACAACAACAACAUCGCCAAUUUUCAAUCUUCUUUUGAUGUUUCUUCCACCCAAGAACAACUAUAUGAGAAUUCAAUCAAUAUGCUUGCACCCUUUAUGUCCAUGAAUUCCAUGGAAAGUACUCCUACUUGUUCCCAACUGCCAAACACUCCCUAUGUCAUUGAUGGGGCUGGUCCAAGCAUGUUUCAAGGACUUAACAACUUCCCGAUUGAGCUAGAUGAAAAUAUAGCGUAUAGCAACGCGCAACCAUUAGACGUGUUGGAGAGCUUCUCUGGAGUGGACAUGACCAACAAUGGCAGCACCGGCACCAAUAGUACUGCAGAAAACACCAGUUGGGGAGAUAUAAGCUCUUUGGUGCAGUACCCUCCUAUGGUUUCCAAUUUCCAAGCUUGUCAACAAGGGAUGCUACAAGAUUGCGGAUUUGAAGAGUCAAGGUACUUUGGGUUGCAAUAACAUCUAUAUAUGUAGAUGGUGGUUCAAAAUUUGAUAUAAGCAAGAGUUUUUUAUUUUAUUUUUUAUUCAGUAGUACUGUUAUCUUAUAAACUAUAUAUUGAGUUUAAAGAUUUGUUUGUUAUGCACUAUAAUUCCAUUCUGCUUAGAGUUUCUCACGCGAUUAUAGAGAGUUUUUACUGGUUAGCUACGCGAGCUUUUG